UAAGCACGCACCGGCCGGACACGCAAAGCAACGUCUGGCGCUAGGCUGGCUGCCCUCACUGCUGCUGACGUCUGAAACGCUGCAACUUCAACUCAUUUGAUCCAUGUGAUCUGGGCUCAUAUACCAAAUAAUUGCAAUAUGUUCAUCGUAGUUGUUUUCCCUGAAACUGAAGAGGUGGAACUCAUUCCAGAUAAUUGGCUUCUUGAAUCUCAAAACAAAGCACUAUGGCCCCCAUUUCGGUCGCUUGCAGCAAUUUCGAAAGCAGUGAGGGAUAAGCUGAAGCCAGACUUAAUGACUUGGGAGAGUUUCCGCAUUAGAGUGCUGUAUCGCUGUGAGACUUACGAAGAAGGGCAUCGUAAAGCUAAGUUGGCAGAGGAGACUUCAGACCUACAAACAGAAGAAGAACUUGAGGACGGUCAAAAGAAGACUAGAAAACGCCGCAGGCCAGUUCAGUGGACAUCAAGUGAUGAAGACAGCGAUGGAGACAGCAUCAAACAAAUUCCGUCUUCAGCUGCGAAGGCAGCAAGACCUCUACCACCACCAAGACCCACGCCACCACCAAGACCUCAGCCACCACCAAGACCUCAGCCACCAUCCGUUCCUACCCCUCCCAGUUCACUCGUUCACUCUUCUGGUGACAGGCAGCAGCAGAGGCAGCAGCAGGACCCCCUAAUGACCACAGGUGCAUCUAGAAGAUCAAGUGGAGCAAGUGAAAUUGGUGCAACUGUCACUCCCCGGGCGAUUUUGAAAGCAGUUUGUGAGGUCCAAGUAAUGGCCAAGACUUUCUUGGAACAACAGGAAUUGCAAAACAAACUUCUACACCAAAUUUUGCGUAAGAUUGGGGACACUUCCACAGCUGAGGACUUUACCCUGCCAGAAAACCUUCAACUGCCUCUGGGGAGCAUCAUUGAAGUGGAAAACAUUGAAGAACAGCUGCAACAGCCUGACUUCAAGGCAUCCCUGGAGAACUACCUAUCAAAGAUAGGUGGCAGCGAUUUGAAGGAAGUUGCUAGACGUAUCAUGACAAACGUUUUCAGCCACGAGGUCGCUUUGAAGUUCAACUGGGCGGGGAAGGUGGGAUGGAAGGGUAAUGGCGAGGUGAAAAGAGCUUUCAACAACCUGGCAUUGUGUGCGUCUAUCACAAAAUCUGCAAUGAAGAGUGUGAAAAACGCUUCCCAAAAAGAUGUCCACAAGGAGGUCAUGCUCUGGCUGAGGGGUGCCAGUGACCGAAACGGUGGGAGGAAGAGACGGGAAAGGGAAAAUUAACAGGCUAGGUUUCGAUUAGUAUUGCAUUGUUGUUUGCAUGAAAAGCAAAUGGUUGCCUCUUAAAUGUAAAUUUGUGUUUAUUGCCAGUUUAUUGCCGCAUUGCAAGUUUAUCUCCCAAAGUUAUUCACUUUAGAAUGGAACAUUAACCUUAAAAACCCAUUGGUUGUUAAAUCAUUUCUUUUAAACUUGGAAUUAUUUGCAGCCUGACAAAUCAGGUCCACGUGCACAGACUAUUUAAUUGAGACCUUUUUCAGGGACAAAUGCAGCAUUUUAUUUUCGUUGAAACAAAAAUUCAAAAUGAAAAUUCAAUAGGAGACCAAAAAAUGUAUUAAGCACAUGGGACAGAUGCAGGAUUUUAUUUUCAUUGGAACAAAAAUUCAAAAUGCCAAUUCGAUAGGAGACCAAAAAAGAUGUUUUAAGCACGGGUCGCACAUCUUUAAUGUCAUGAAUAUUUAAGAUAUAGGCAUCCUUAACAUGUUAAUUUAAACUUUUGUCUUUUUUUGCAACUGGUUUGCUGUGUUUUUAAAAAAAAAGAGAACGGUUGUCAAGUCAGUCACAAUUUCUUAAGUC
Messenger RNA from Patiria miniata (bat star), 1836 nucleotides. RefSeq lists its product as uncharacterized. The record is from RefSeq and is a predicted model, not a curated record. Bases 139 to 1266 code for a protein of 375 amino acids. Lineage: Eukaryota; Metazoa; Echinodermata; Asteroidea; Valvatida; Asterinidae. The transcript is spliced from 8 exons.